Cyphellophora attinorum is the source of this 2559-nucleotide messenger RNA. Its product is annotated as Cutinase transcription factor 1 beta. NCBI's taxonomy places the organism in Eukaryota, Fungi, Ascomycota, Eurotiomycetes, Chaetothyriales, Cyphellophoraceae. The record is from RefSeq and is a predicted model, not a curated record. The transcript has 4 exons. Gene Ontology annotation, biological process: DNA-templated transcription. Gene Ontology annotation, molecular function: DNA binding; zinc ion binding. Bases 1 to 2559 code for a protein of 852 amino acids.
AUGCCGCCAGCAUCGCCGCUACCUCUCUCAAACGCCACUUUACAGCGGACGAACGGUAUUCACGAGAAGGACCCAUUCCCGGAACUUCCCAGCUAUAUCGCCAGAUCCCAGCAAGAGUUCCGACCAGAAGAGCUACGAUAUCUGCAAGACUCCGAUGCACUGAUCAUGCCCAGCCAGAGUCUGCGUGACCAUCUCUUGCUUGCUUACAUUCUUCAUUUUGAUCCUCACUUUCCCGUCAUCGAAGUUCAAGCAUUACUGGAUGCUAUCGAGGGGCGAUGCGCUACUCCUAUCAGCCUUCUUCUUUUCCAAGCGGUGAUGCAUGCAGGCAGCCAUUUCGUCGACCUAGCACUCCUCCAAGAUGCCGGCUUCGGCACUCGAGUCGAUGCCAAAGCGUGUUACUACCGGCGUAUCAAGGUACUCCGCGACUUGGCUUGGGAAAGCGAUCGUCUGGUGCUUCUGCAAGCAACGCUUCUUCAUCAGUGGUGGUGGACGACAAGCAGUGACUUGCAGGAUCCCUGGUACUGGCUUGGAUCAUGUAUCACGCUAGCUACAGGCAUCGGCAUCAACCACCCAAGCACCCUAGCUGCCAAGGACAAUAAGACACAACGGCUGUGGAGAAGGAUCUGGUGGGUUUGCGUUGUACGAGAUCGGAUCUUUGGACUAGUUCAGCGGAAGCCAACGAGAAUCAGAGACGAGGAUAUCGCCCUCCCGGCCCUGCGGUUUCAGGACUUUGAUACAAAACCACUCGACACAAGAAUCCCGGUAUUGGCGGGGUGUGUCGAAGUCACUGAUUGUGUCAACAAGGUCUUGUUGGCGGACAUUUUUAUCUCCCAAGCGAGUCUUCUUCUGACCGUGGGACGGAUACUAAUCUGCUCUUACAACCUCCAAGGCUUCGUGAACUCCACUUCUACCUGGUCGCUCUUCGCUACGCCAAAGAAGCAGGAAGAGAUUGACCAAAGCCAGCUCGACCGUUUGCAAGCAGAACUCGAUGAUUGGUCCAGUCAAUUGAACAGAAACUGCCGGAUCAAUGACUCCGACGAGGAUGAGCUACUUGCGGAUCAUGUAUACGCUGGUCGAGCAGGACUUCGACUCUGUUACCUCCUGGCAAAGGAGUUGUUGCAUCGACCACAGGCCUUCGAAACUGAUCCGGAGGGAUGGGCAACAUCUCGAGGAGACUGUCGAGAAGACAGCUCGACCGCCGCAGCGCGUCUGCGUGUAAGUGAAGUAGCAUCGGAAAUCACGGAGAUCCUGGGAAGUUUCCACCAACGAGGCAAGCUACUUUUGCUUCCGCCGUUGACCUUGACUUGUGUUAUGACAGGCGUUGCAUGGUUCUUGGUGGAGAUGAGACGAGCCCAGAAAUCACCUGCGGAGCUUCCCGAUCAUCCAUACCAUCGCCUCAUCCGGGCAGUCUUCGUUUUCAAGGACCACUAUCCAAUAUGGGACGAGACUGUUGCCCUCUUGAAGGUUAUGGCUAUCAAUCAGCAUGCCUGGUUUGCACGCACGAUGGCCAUGAUCUCGCCUUCUGUGCCGAUGAUAUCGACUCCAAAGUCUGCCUCGAAUAGCACGCCAAAAGCCGACAGAGUUCUUCACCAGAUUCAUGUUACCUCGGUGGCAUCCAACAAGAGCCCGACGACAGCUCAGACCGCAGACGAGAUUCACAAAGCUUUUGGUGGCUUGCACGAUGGGACAUAUCUGUCAAGUCUUGAUCAUCAACAUCUGGACCAUCAGCUCUCUUCAGGCACAAUGUUCAUGCCGUCAAUGCACCCAUUCGCAUUGACACCGACAGCUUUCAUGUCCUCUGACGCCAUGGGCUACGAUGAGCUUGCGCUGGGACAGGCACUCGAUGCCUAUGGACUUGGCGACUCGCUCCACGGUCUGAUGCCUGACUUUUCUCAUGGCCCGAACCACGACAUCCAAGGGUCUUCGACGAUAUCCACGCUCCCUCAUGACUUCGCAUGGGCGCCACCUACAUCGAAGACAGCCGCUGGCAUGACAUUACUGACAGUCGAGAACGAAAGCGACGUCAGGACCGGCUCAACCAGAGAGCUCGGAAUCAAGAGAGCACAAUCCGCCCCCGAGUCGACUACAUGCAGUGACAGCUUGUGCUCACCCUCUUCAUCGUAUCCAUCGCCUGCCAAGUUUCCGGCCAACGGCACAUCAUUCCUUGCGCUCCCCGCUCUAGCCGCAGAAACCCGAGCCAUUACGGAGAUCCCGAUCAGUGUCUACACGGCGCUGUUCAACAAUGGAGCUAUGUUAGGCUUGGAGUGUGGCUACAACAUUCCGUCCAAGUCCAGACCAUGCGUCGACUCGAUACCAGAUUCGCUGAAACCGACAGCACUGCAGCUCACGACUCUCCAUCAGACUUGGAUGGACAGAUUUCCAUUUCCGAAAAUGCGGGACAAUAUGAUCAGUCUCAACCGGAUCUUUCACGAAGAAGACUUCCUGGCUGACCUCUUCAACAUGCAUUCUUUCGAUAUCAAGCCCGGGAGGCCAGGCUGGGAUCCAACUGCGUGGGUCAUCGGCCGACAAUUCUCUCAGAAGUGGGGACUCUUCUAUUGA